Messenger RNA from Microcebus murinus (gray mouse lemur), 1043 nucleotides. NCBI's taxonomy places the organism in Eukaryota, Metazoa, Chordata, Mammalia, Primates, Cheirogaleidae. The record is from RefSeq and is a predicted model, not a curated record.
AUGCGCUCACCCGGGCGCCCCCUCCUCCUGGGGCUGCUGCUGCUGCUGCUGCCGGCGGCGGGGCCCGGCCGGGCGCGCGCGGAGCCCGGGGAGCCGGCGGACGGGCGGGCGCUGCUGCGGCUGCUCGUGGAGAUCGCCCAGGAGCUCAAGCAGCACCAGGCCGGGGAGCACGCGCGGCUGCGGCUGCUCGGCGGGCAGCUCUGCGCCCCGGGCCGCGGGCACGUCCUGGACUUCCCUUCGCCGGAGGAGCAGAGAGUCGAAAUUGUUCCUCGAGACCUGAGGAUGAAGGACAAGUUCUUGAAACACCUUACAGGCCCUCUGUACUUCAGUCCCAAGUGCAGCAAACACUUCCACAGGCUUUACCACAACACCAGAGACUGCACCGUCCCCGCAUACUAUAAAAGAUGCGCCCGGCUUCUCACCCGGCUGGCCGUCAGCCCCGUGUGCACGGAGGGCAAGCAGUGAGCAGCGCAGUGCGGGAGUGAAGCAGCAGCACACAGGAACCACGAGAAGUGCCUUGGAAACCAGCAGGGAAACAGCUACUAUCUUUAUAAACACACUCCCUCCUCAACAAAAGAUUUAUUUUUGCAGACUUCCAUAGUUCCUUUGAGUUUUGUAUGUUGUCGACGCUGUUUGCAGAUAUAUAUUCGGUAAUCAGCAAACUCGACAGUGAUCCUGCCACUGUUCUAGAAAAUGAGAGAACACUGUGCAUUCGAUGUGCAGUGCUAUAACGUACAGAGACUAUUCCAUUUCCCUGAUUAGGUGAAGUCACAAAGAAUAUUUCUUUAGACAUAUAGGCAGAAUCUGAAACUAUAUUUUCAUAUAGCAUACAGUAUGAUUUGAUAUUUUAUAUUACUUUUACAAUUAAAUUCCCAGAGUUUAAUUUGAAAUGGCAUGAAAAUUUAAAAAAAAAAAAAAAAAGAAAAGUUCAGGCGUGUUUUGGAGACAGUAGAGUGCAAAUCCGUGAGUAUCUCCAGGCGAAUCGCGUUUGUCCUCCGUACAACUGUGAAACAGUUCUCCAGCUGUCGUGCAAUAUGUAAAUA